Cladophialophora immunda is the source of this 654-nucleotide messenger RNA. RefSeq lists its product as uncharacterized. The coding region runs from base 1 to 654 and encodes 217 amino acids. Lineage: Eukaryota; Fungi; Ascomycota; Eurotiomycetes; Chaetothyriales; Herpotrichiellaceae. The transcript is spliced from 2 exons. The record is from RefSeq and is a predicted model, not a curated record.
AUGUCUUCCAGAACGGGCAAGCAAUCUUAUGACCAAAAAACCGCACAAUGGAACUCGGAUUUCGCAGACCACUCUGAGCCAAGCGUUCGACAUUCACACAAAUCGCACAGGAGCCAACAGAGAACCACUUCUGACCUCUGCAAGCAGCCAGAGGAUGUUUGCCGGACUGCUGUGGGGAGUAAACAGCAAGAUGUGGCAGACACGACGGAGAAGGAAAGGAGAUUGCAACGCGAGCUGGAACAAGAAAGAGCACUCUCUGCAACGUUGCGAGCAGAGAAUGAGAAUUAUUACAACGAAACUCGUCCCCAUCUCCAGUUCCUCGAAUGCCAAAAUUGGAAAAUGGCAGGAGAGCUUGCCAGAUUGAAGGCCAUCCCAAAAGGGAACACAACUGGCCAUGUCGUACCCACGGAGGCGAGCACCGCGCUAGAAAAACAGGUCGAUACGAUGAUAAUGCAGUACGUGGUUCAACUCAGGCAUGAAAUCUGCGAUCUUAAGCGCCAGACCAGUAUAUUGGCAAACGACAAUAGGAAUCUCGAGGAGAAGAAGAGGAAGCUGGAGCGACGAUACAAUGCAUUGGCAGCCGAGAGGGGACGAUAUGCACAGUCGGAAGGGUCAACGCGACGAUCUUCUCGGAUGGGUCGAGGGACUUACUGA